AUGAUCAGCCUGGACCCCAGGCCUUCCCCUGGCUUGGCCCGCUGGGCUGAGAGCUAUGAGGCCAAAUGCGAGCGCCGGCAGGAGACCCGCGAAAGCCGCCGCCGCCGCCCCAACAUGACCACUUGCCGCCAGUCCCAGUCGGGGAAGGCGCUAAGAACCCAGCAGAGGGAGGAGCUCCGGAGAGCCCGGCAUCAGCAGUUCUUCAGGAGAAGGAACCUGGAGGUGGAAGAGGAAGACAAACCGCACAGCCCCUCGACCAGGGAGCAGGGCCCCUCCAGGAGGACGGGCCAGGUGACUGACCUCAGGAAGCCCUCGACCUGUGUGAACAGGAUCUCUUCCCCGAGACAGCAGGUGUCAGGGACCAGCUGUGGGGUCUCUUCAAACCAACACCAACCUCUCCCAGGCAUCUGUAGGGAUCAAGCUGAUCACCUCCCCUCCCAGGCUGGGGACCUUCCGCCACAGGAUUUUCCUGUCAAGAAGCCACCCAAACACCACCACCGUGGCACUCAGACAAAGGCAAAAGAAGCACAGCCAACAAUCAAGAAUGAUGCCAGUCAGCAAACCAAUUAUGGAGUUGCAGUUCUAGAUAAGGAAAUCAUGCAGCUUUCUGAGUACCUCAAAGAGGCCCUACAAAGGGAGCUGGUGCUAAAACAGAAAAUGGUGAUUCUCCAAGACCUGUUGUCUACCCUGGUUCGGGCUUCUGAUAGUUCUUGGAAGGGACAACUUAAUGAAGACAAAUUGAAGGGCAAACUGAGAUCCUUGGAAAACCAGCUGUACGCCUGUACCCAGAAAUAUUCCCCUUGGGGAAUGAAAAAGGUACUGAUGGAGAUGGAAGACCAGAAAAACAGCUAUGAGCAGAAAGCCAAGGAGUCACUGCAGAAAGUGCUGGAGGAGAAAAUGAGCGCAGAGCAGCAACUGCAGAGCACACAGCGGUCCCUGGCUCUGGCUGAGCAGAAGUGUGAAGAGUGGAGGAGCCAGUACGAGGCUCUGAAGGAGGAUUGGAAGACCCUGGGGACCCAGCACAGAGAGCUGGAGAGCCAAUUCCAUGUGCUUCAGUCCAAACUGCAGGGAGCAGACAGUAGAGACUUGCAGAUGAACCAGGCUCUGCGACUUCUGGAGAAUGAGCACCAGGAAUUGCAGGCCAAGAUCGAAUGCCUACAGGGGGACAGAGACCUGUGCAGCUCGGACACCCAGCACCUACAAGAUCAGCUAAAGAAGUCAGAGGAGGAGAAGCUCGCCCUGGCGACCAAAGUACAGCAGUUGCACAGUCUGCUUCAGAGUCAAUCCUUACAGCUUCAAGAACAGGAGAAACUCUUAACAAAGAAAGAUCAGGCUUUGUCUGUGUGGAGUCCAAAGCCCUCCCAUAACGAAGUGGAGCCUGAGGGUACAGGGAAGGAGAAAGACUGGGAUUUCAGAGACCAGCUGCAAAAGAAGACUUUGCAGCUCCAGGCCAAGGAAAAGGAGUGCAAAGAACUGCAUUCGGAGUUAGAAAACCUCAGUGACGAGUACCUCUCCUGCCUGCGUAAGCUCCAGCACUGCCGAGAUGAGCUGAACCAGAGCCAGAAGCUGCCUCCCAGAAGGCACCGUGGUCGAUGGCUCUCGCUGCUGAUGGUGAUAAUUGCUGUAGCACUGGCGGUAUUCCUGGCCAACAAGGACAGCCUAAUGAUCUGA
This is a messenger RNA of Pteronotus mesoamericanus, 1671 nucleotides long. RefSeq names its product TRAF3 interacting protein 3 (gene TRAF3IP3). The coding region runs from base 1 to 1671 and encodes 556 amino acids. The record is from RefSeq and is a predicted model, not a curated record. Lineage: Eukaryota; Metazoa; Chordata; Mammalia; Chiroptera; Mormoopidae. The transcript has 15 exons.